Styela clava is the source of this 929-nucleotide messenger RNA. Its product is annotated as bifunctional protein GlmU-like. Lineage: Eukaryota; Metazoa; Chordata; Ascidiacea; Stolidobranchia; Styelidae. The record is from RefSeq and is a predicted model, not a curated record.
CAAAAUUUUAUGUGGUAGGCCUGAUAUAUUAUGUUAUCGUAGUGGAGCGUUUGAGGAAUACAGGUCACAAAUUAUAAAAAACAACAUCAUUUAUUAGCACAUUGCGAGUAUUGGCCAUUGGGUAUAUUUUAUAUAUCUGUUUGUGCUAAUUACUGUUUUGCGAUUGAGUCUGAAUUUGUUUUGUUCGCACGUCUGCACGUUGUAGAUAUUAAAAGGAUGUCUGACACUGGCGAUCGAAAAUCAAGCUGUGGCUCAUCCUUAACUUGUCAUGCUUUAAGGUUAAGACCCGGCCAGAACAUCACAGAUGAAAUUGUCAGAUGUGUGAAAGAAAAUGAACUGAAAGCUGCGUUUAUUCUAACAUGCUGUGGAAGCGUCACUAAAGCAACUAUUCGCAUGGCGAAUGCCAGUUCAACAAACACAAACGAAAUAAAAACUCUUGAUGGGAGACACGAAAUUACAUCUCUUGUCGGAACUGUUUGUAAUUCUGGUGAUUUCCAUCUUCAUGUCACACUGGGUGAUGUAGCAGGAAACGCUAUAGCAGGUCACGUCAUGGGGGAUAUGGAGGUUUUCACAACUGCUGAGAUUGUACUUGGUGAAUGCAACGGCCUGUCGUUUACCAGAGAAUUUGACAAAGAAACAGCAUUUGAUGAAUUGGUAAUCGGGAAAAGAAAUUGAAGUUGUGGUCGCUCUGCUCAAUGGUACCACCAAUGAGUUUUUUUUCAUAAUUAUGAGAGAUUUGAUGUUUGGGUACUGGGAAUUUCUGCUCUAGAGUUGGUUGGUUGAUUCUGCUCCUGGUUGCAUAUAUCAAAUCGCUUAAUCAGCAUAGUUCUGUAGUUGUUUGUGCAAAUUUAUAGAAUGGUGUGGUUGCGGUUAUGAUGAUGUGAAACUGUACUUGUGUUACUUAGAAAUAUAUUUGUACACCAAUGACU